Messenger RNA from Puccinia triticina, 891 nucleotides. RefSeq lists its product as uncharacterized. Gene Ontology annotation, biological process: cardiolipin biosynthetic process. Lineage: Eukaryota; Fungi; Basidiomycota; Pucciniomycetes; Pucciniales; Pucciniaceae. The transcript has 5 exons. Gene Ontology annotation, cellular component: mitochondrion; membrane. Gene Ontology annotation, molecular function: cardiolipin synthase activity. The record is from RefSeq and is a predicted model, not a curated record. The coding region runs from base 1 to 891 and encodes 296 amino acids.
AUGGGACCACUCAGCUCAACAGCACCUCUGCUACGACGACGACCACCCCAGCCAACGCUCAGCUUACAGCACCUUCUUCAGCCCAAACCAUUCACUCGAUCAAUCAACUUGGCCCAGCAUCCAACAAGCCUCGUUCGAUCGGGCUGGCUUAACCCCUUCAACAGCACUUAUCAGCAGUCGUACUCAUCCAAAGCUCAACAUGCCCUCAAGAAUACCCCUACCGGCCGGAGCCCUGUAAGGCUGACUGAGGAGCGAGAGCCAUCGAAGAGUACAAGCCAACGCUCAAUUAGUGCCCGAGAGAAUAUCUAUACGAUCCCUAACCUGCUUACCUCGACUCGAAUCUUACUUUGUCCACUCGUCAGCUAUACGAUCAUUCACGACCAGCAUCUUCUCAGCGGUGCAUUGCUAUUCUAUUGUGGAAUUUCAGAUUGGAUCGAUGGCAAGCUCGCGCGGAUGUAUCCCGAUCGAAUGGCCAGCGUCCUCGGGACCAUCCUCGACCCUGCCGCCGAUAAAAUCUUGAUGACCACAUUGGUACUUAGUCUGAGUUAUAAGGCAUUAUUACCCUUACCACUUACUUUGAUAAUCAUCGGAAGGGAUUUACUCCUAUCACUCUCCGCAUUCUAUUUCAGAUACCAAUCUUUACCACUUCCAAAAACGUUUUCUAGGUUCUGGGAUUUCUCUUUACCUUCGGCCAAAGUUACACCGACCCAAAUCAGUAAAUAUAACACAUUCCUGCAAUUGAGUCUAGUGGGAUUGACGACCAUCAAUCCGAUCAUCCCCAUCGAUACACACACACCCAUGCUGAUCCUUCAAUGGACCGUUGCGACUACGACGAUAAUCUCUGGAUUAUCGUACGUGUUUUCGAGGAAAGCGAUCCGGUACAUUCGAUGA